UGAAAUUUUGUGUGUCGUCAAAAAUUUAUCUUUUUAUGUAAAUAUUGAAAUAAAUCACCAAAAAUCUACUUUUUGCAGUAAAAAAUAAACGAAAAGUUAUGGCUCACAUGAAUGCAGGACAACCAGGAUAUCAGGUCCUAAAGCCAUCGAAUAACAAGCCAGCACGACCAUUUAUGUAUAAUAACAACAACAAUACUCGCCAGAAGCCUCUCAGGCCCCGUCCUAACUUCAAUAAAAACGUUCCGAUGCCUCCGAAUUGCUUGCAAGAGAUGAAUUUGCCGCAUCAUCCGCCGCAUCAACAAGUACUUCAUAUGGCGCCGCCAAUGGAAAUGUUACCGCAGCAACCUCAACAGUAUCAAACGACGAAGCGAGAUUACACCGAUGGCAAAAUGUUCAUGGGAAUGUUCCUGAAAAAUCCACAACAAACAUCACAACCGCCGCCGAUGACAACAAUGCCUCCAAUUCCUCUUACGACGACUGUAAAUCCUUCCGAACAUGCUCCCGUGAAAGAAAUUAAAGCAAAAUCGAGUACUGUGGAAACGGAUAGUAAUAAGGAAAAGACUCCCAUGUGUUUGGUUAAUGAACUAAGUCGACAUAACAAGAUAACGCAUCAAUAUCGCUUGACAGGCGAAGCAGGUCCUGCCCAUAAAAAGCGUUUUACUGUCGCCUUAAAGCUUGGCGACGAAGAAUACACUGCUGAAGGUCCCAGUAUCAAGAAAGCGCAACACACAGCAGCUUCUGAAGCGAUGAAUAAGACGAAAUAUCCUCAUCCGCCGCCGAAAUUCAACAAAACUCACAAAAGCACGAAGACUUCCGAGCAUAACGUAACGCCGACAGUCGAAUUGAACUCAUUGGCGAUGAAACAAGGCAUCCAAGUCACGUAUAUGCCAUGCGAUGGGGCUCCAGAUACGGGAAAUAAGAAAACCCGCGAUAAGGAAAACACAAAUUUACGGUUUCGCACACAACCAAAUGGCACGGAAUUUGCCCAAAAGCCAUAUAACAAUCGUCGGAGAGAACAAUCGGAGCCAUCGAAGAUCAUGUUGAAGGUUGGGGAGCAAAUUUUCGAAGGAACUGGAUCGAAUCCGCAACUUGCGAGACAUAAUGCGGCUUUAAGAGCUCUUGAGGUCUUAAAACCCGCAUUACAAAAGCCUCCUGUUCCUGUUGCCCCCAAUGAUGACUCAAAUUUGAACAUUUCCGCAUCAGACGACCUCAAAUCGCCCGUUUCGCUGCUUUAUGAGAUCUCUGUGAGAAAACAAGUUCCUGUUGUGUUCGAAGUUCAGUCGGAAAAAGGUCCUCCGCACAUGAAAAUUUUCACGACAAUCUGCAAAGUUGGCGAUAUUGUCACAGAAGCUGAGGGAAAUGGCAAAAAAAUCUCGAGAAAACGUGCUGCUGAGAAAAUGUUGGCAGAAUUGAAGAAACAAGAGUCAUCGGAUGCGGCUUUGCCCGAUGUUUUCAGCAAUUCUGACAAACAAAAGAAGAAACCUCAUGCAAAUAAGAAGAAAAAUCGAAAUUUAAUCAAGGAAAAACCCGAAGAAGAGGAAGAACCAAUAAAUCCCGUUUCACAUUUACUUCAGUUGCAACAAUCGAAGAAGGAAAAGGAACCAGUUUAUACGUUAAUUGAAGAACGGGGAGCUCCUCGAAAACGAGAAUUUGUCAUGCAAGUCGAAUCUGGAGGCUUAACUGUCACGGGAAUUGGUCAAAAUAAGAAAGCAGCGAAAAAAGCAGCAGCUCAUAAUCUUUUAUUGUUAAUGGGCGUGCCCUUACCAAAUCAACCGAUAAACGCAAAGCCAGAAAAGAAAGAAAAUUCGAACAAAGAAAAAUCCGUUCAAAAAGAGAAGGAACCAGUGAACAAACAACCCGCAAAAGCAACAACCACGUCUUCCGUGGGUCCUAAACAACAAUUGAUGUACUUAGCUAAUUUAUUAGAUUUUCAGGUCGAAUUCUCAGAUUUUCCGAAAGGAACUCACGGAAAUUAUCUUACGUUGCUUACGUUAUCAACGUCGCCGCCUCAAUUGUGUCACGGUUCGGGAAGUACGCCCGAAGAAUCGAAUUCAAAUGCUGCUGCAAAAGCGCUCGAGUUACUGCGCGAUUUGGGCUUAGACAUUGUUGAAAAUAAAGAAUUACAAAAAAGUACGAAAUAAAUUAUUAUUUGA
This is a messenger RNA of Culicoides brevitarsis, 2153 nucleotides long. RefSeq names its product double-stranded RNA-binding protein Staufen homolog 2 (gene stau). Gene Ontology annotation, biological process: germ cell development; protein localization to synapse; anterograde dendritic transport of messenger ribonucleoprotein complex. The transcript has 8 exons. Gene Ontology annotation, molecular function: mRNA binding; double-stranded RNA binding. The record is from RefSeq and is a predicted model, not a curated record. Gene Ontology annotation, cellular component: neuronal cell body; plasma membrane; neuron projection. The coding region runs from base 99 to 2141 and encodes 680 amino acids. NCBI's taxonomy places the organism in Eukaryota, Metazoa, Arthropoda, Insecta, Diptera, Ceratopogonidae.